Adineta steineri is the source of this 201-nucleotide messenger RNA. The record is from the annotation of a GenBank genome assembly. NCBI's taxonomy places the organism in Eukaryota, Metazoa, Rotifera, Eurotatoria, Adinetida, Adinetidae.
AUGAAAGAAAAUCAAUUAAAAACUGCAUUAGAAUUAAAUCAAAUCUCAUCUCGAGAAUUAGAACGAACAAGUAGAAUAUUUGAAACAAGUGCAGAACAUCAAUCAACAUUAAAUGGUAUAUGUGCAAUUGCAUUAGUAUUUUUAACUUAUCUUGGUCCAUAUACAUAUGGAUUUCGACACCUUAUCUUAACUGUUCAUUAG